GUGCUGUACACUGAUUGGCCAGCGCUGUUCAGGCGGAACGAUGAGUCGCCUUUCUUGUUUCCGGGGGACGGGUGCAGCGACGGACCUUCCCCCAAUCACAGGCAGAAGUUCGGAUGGAUCCUCCGGCUGGAAUCGCACAGCGUCUUCCCUAACAGAGGAAAUGGUUCUGCUUUUAAGACCUGGCACUGCAAGCCUUCGGAUCUGCUGUGCGUUCCGCUGAUAAGUGGGGCGAUGGCUGCUGGGUGUCGCCUCUUAUUACGCCGGCUCGGCCUCUGCUACCGCCGCACGCUUUUCUGCUCUCUUUACACCGGCGUUUCAAGCCCUCCCCAGUCCUGGGCACCGGUCUUUUAUAAGGCUCCAAAAUACGGCAAUAGAACUGCUUUGGUGGACCAACAUGGGCAGCACAGUUACCAGGAUCUGUACCGCAGGAGCUGUGCCCUGUCCAGACAGAUAACUUCUUUGUUGGGCGAUCCGCGCAACGACGCCCGCCCCGAACGAGUCUCUUUCCUUUGCCCCAAUGACUCCUCCUAUGUGGUGAGCCAGUGGGCAGCUUGGAUGAGUGGCGCCAUUGCUGUCCCCCUGUAUAAGAAUCACCCGCCCUCUGAGCUGGAGUACAUCUUGCAGGAUUCCCAGAGCGCUCUGGUGCUGGCAGAGAACACCUAUACGGAUGUUAUGGCGCCUCUGGCUGAGAAGCUGGGCAUCGCAAGACUUACCGUGCCGGAUAGACAGUCAGGCGAGGUCAUGGAGGAGAACGCACCUGAGUUUGGCCUGGACUGGAACGAGAGGGGAGCCAUGAUUGUAUACACCAGCGGGACCACAGGAAGACCGAAGGGGGUGCUCAGCACUCACCACAAUCUGAGCGCCAUGGUAACGGCUCUGAUAAAGGAGUGGGCGUGGAAUAGAACCGAUCGCAUCCUGCACGUGCUGCCCCUUCACCAUGUUCACGGCGUGGUCAACAAGCUGCUUUGUCCCCUGUGGGUCGGCGCCACGUGUGUCAUGCUCCCCGCGUUCUGCCCGCAAAAGGUAUGGGAACACUUUCUCAGCACAGAAGUUCCCUCCAUCAACGUCUUCAUGGCUGUUCCCACCAUCUACAGUAAACUGAUCGAAUACUACGAUUGCCAUUUCACUCAGCCGCACGUUAAAGACUUCAUACGAGCCGUCUGCCGGGAGAAGAUCAGGUUAAUGGUGUCGGGUUCCUCGGCUCUGCCUGCGCCGGUUCUGGAACGAUGGCGGGAGAUCACAGGUCACACACUUCUGGAGAGAUACGGAAUGACAGAAAUUGGCAUGGCUUUAACCAACCCACUAAAUGGACCGAGGGUGCCAGGAUCGGUGGGCAAUCCCUUGCCUGGCGUAACAGUCCGUAUCGCUACUGAGGUGCCUCAAAACCACGGCAUGUCCUACACCGUCCUUGCUGAAGGAAACGUCGGUGGAACGAAGGUCUCUUCGGGAUUUCAGGACCGAGAAGGGGAACUGCAGGUCCGCGGGCCGGCGGUGUUCAAAGAAUACUGGAAUAAGGAGCAGGAGACGAGGGAGGCGUUUACUCCCGACGGCUGGUUCAAAACAGGGGACACCGCGGUGUAUAAAAACGGAUCGUACUGGAUCCUCGGCCGAACUUCCGUAGACAUCAUAAAGAGCGGAGGGUACAAAAUAAGCGCUUUGGAAGUAGAGCGCCACCUUUUGGCCCAUCCAAGCAUUACAGAUGUGGCUGUCAUUGGAGCACCUGAUGCUGUCUGGGGUCAGCGAGUGUCCGCCGUUGUGAAACUUCGGGACGGACAUACUCUUUCCUUGAAUGAACUGAAGCACUGGGCAAGGGCAUUCAUGGCCCCGUACUGCAUUCCUGCUGAGCUCAUCCGGGUGGAAGAAAUUCCCCGAAACCAGAUGGGAAAAAUCAAUAAAAAGCAACUGCUGUCUCUGUUCUAUCUCAAGCCAGGAGGGGGGAAUCAGACUAUACCUGCCUGAACACUACGCGCU
Messenger RNA from Rana temporaria (common frog), 1971 nucleotides. It is a transcript of the gene ACSF3, whose product is annotated as acyl-CoA synthetase family member 3. The transcript is spliced from 10 exons. Bases 232 to 1959 code for a protein of 575 amino acids. Gene Ontology annotation, molecular function: medium-chain fatty acid-CoA ligase activity. Lineage: Eukaryota; Metazoa; Chordata; Amphibia; Anura; Ranidae. The record is from RefSeq and is a predicted model, not a curated record. Gene Ontology annotation, biological process: fatty acid metabolic process.